AUGGCGAAGGGAAAGUUCGCGAGUCCGUUUCGACGGAUGUCUCUCACGCCUGCCGACAUGAGCGAGCUCGAAGUCGUCGCCGAGGGCAUCGUCGAUGCCAACUUGGCUCACUAUCUGCUGUUUUGGGACGUUGAUAACCGCAAGGUGAACCCGAACGCGUGGAAGCUGACCAAGUCCAAGGACCAGAUGCGUUCGAUUCUCUGCGUCGGAUUGAUUCCCGGUUCCCUGGACGACGUCAUGCUUGGAGUCAUGAGCCCGACGCUCGAGAUCACACGAACCAAGGCCUCAUACGUGGACGACCUCAGUGGAGCUGCAGUUCUCUCAACAGUGAAAGAACCGACCGCAGCCGACCCGUUCAAAUCUUCAGCGGUGAAGUGGAUGGAGUUGGAUGUCCGUCGCCGAUCGAUGGGCUUUGUCAAGAACCGCGACUAUGUCUACGUCGAAGCUACGGGCGUCAAGAACCUGCCCAGCGGUGAGAGCGUGGGCUUCCAUGUCAUGCACUCCGUGGACAUCCCACAAGCCCACGACCUCUCCGGUCGCGUCCGAGCCAAGCUCUCGGUGUGCUCCUUCUUCCAGCCUAGGCUGGAUAAGUCGGUGGCCGUCUACGUCAUGGCAAUCAUGGAUCCGAUGAGCGACAAGAUCCGCCGCGUUGUGGCGCCAUGCUUCAUCAAGAUGCUAUUGUCUACAGUCAAGUACGCCCAUUGCGGGGAGAUGAGGAAGCUCUCGCAGGCUCUGAGCGAGCGCAACGCGGAGUCGAAGCAUGCUGAGCCUCCCAGCGGGGACCAUAACUGCAUCACGUGCAUGAAGCCAAUGCGGGUGUGGCGCUUUGGCAAAAUCAUGGGCCACCGCAGUGCUUGCAAAAUGUGCUUCGGGUUCGUUUGUGGCUCGUGCAAGAUCGAGAAGAAGCUCAGCUGUAUGAGUCCCAACAUGAAGAUGACUCAACGGAAAGUCACGUUUUGCUCGUCCUGUGUGAGCGAGGCGCUGACAGCCACACCGUCCGAGAUGCGGAACGCGAGCAAUUGCUGGAGGUGGGGCACGGUCCUGGACAACGAGGCAUCAGCAAUCUCUUACGACUUUGCGAACACAAGAUAG
Messenger RNA from Phytophthora sojae, 1092 nucleotides. RefSeq lists its product as hypothetical. The record is from RefSeq and is a predicted model, not a curated record. Lineage: Eukaryota; Oomycota; Peronosporomycetes; Peronosporales; Peronosporaceae. Bases 1 to 1092 code for a protein of 363 amino acids. The transcript is spliced from 3 exons.